AAUGGAGCUCGUCAGAGGUGACGUAGCUCCAUGGAACCAAGCCUGUUAAACUGCAGAUAUCAAAAUUGUUAUAACAAUCACAUAUGUUAAAAUUAUCUAAUAAAAUCAUAAUUUUAAGGUAAGACUUUUAGAAAGUAGAAUAGGAGAUGAUAUCGUAGUAUAUUAGAAUUGAUUUAAAAUUCUAUCAGAAACUAAAGAAACUAAAUAUCUGUUUAUUGAGGUGGUACAUAGUCCAUAAUAUAUUCUAUAUUAAGAUACCAUUCUUCUUAAGUAUGAUUUUGAAAAUGAACUAGACCUGUUUUUAAUGAGAAGAAUUAGUUUGGGUUUGAAUGUUAUUUUUUUCCUUCUAGGCGAUAUGUCAGUGUUGAGCUCACCCAGACCUCAGAGCUGUGUAAUGCAUGUUGACAUGGAUUGCUUCUUUGUAUCAGUGGGUAUACGAAACAGACCAGAUCUCAAAGGUCUGUAUUCCUGUUUUAACAAAAUUGAUAAAUUGUUAUGAGCAUAUAUAUCCUAAUUGAUAACCAUGUGUUCUUUGAAAAGUAUUUUGAUUUUCCUCAGUCAGAUCCAUUCCUUUGUUCAAGUUGGCUGGACUCCAUUGUCGCAGGUGUAGGAAGUUAGAAAAGUGCUGCGUGCUGUAAGUUGAAGACACAAGAGAAGAGAGAGUCUUAAGCUGAGGGCUCCGGUACUCACACAUGUGGGGCCUCUGGAAUUUUCAUAUCUGCUUAUUGUUUGUUCAGGGGAAUUUCCCGGUAUCCUGUGUCUUCAGGCUUUCUGUUCUCCUGUUCAAACAACUCUCCUCCCUUAGAGUCAUCUGGGCAGUCUGACUGUUAAUGAGACUUCAGGUUUAUUUAUGUACUGCUUACUACCAUCAGAAGUAUUUAUUCAGGAUUUUUUUUUUAAGUUCUUUCUGGAUAUGAUAGCUAUAUUAGUAUUUUCUCUUGAAAGUCUAUUUUUCUCUUAAGUAAAGAAAUAGUAGUUAGGGCACUGAAAAUCCUAGAAAAUUCUAGCUUCCCAAAAGGGCCUUAAUUUUGUCCUGGGUAGUUGGGACUCAACUCUGAACAGGGCUUUUAGAAUUUGAAACAAUUGAUUUUAGCCUAUGCAUAACUUAGCAUCUAGUGUAUUGUGAUUUUGUCUAGCUUCUAUGGAGGGCAGGAAGGUUCUGUGUGUAUGUGGUUUUUUUGUUCUGAGCCACCUGCCCUCUAAACCUGUGAUAUGCCACUUGCAAAUCAAUUUUACAACAUUAUAGCUGUUUUGUAACUUAAUAUACACACAAAGGAAAUGAAACAUUAAGUAAUGUUUAAAAAAAUUACAUUUGCUUAUAUGUUCAGUCAGAUUUUGAUUGCUGUGCAUGAAUCUCUUAGCUUAUUUCCUUUUAAAUAAAAUUAAAAGGAUAAGUGUACAUGUUGAACCUAUUUAUACCAGAACUAUAAAACGUCUGAUAUUGUUUUUCUUUCAUUGUCCACUCCUACAAUCUAAACGUGGGAUCUGAGUUGCCUGUUUUUCAUUGUAAGAAAUCAAAAGCCAUGGAAAACUUACUCUGCUGCCUUUAGAUUGAGUCAGUUUAUCAGAAAUGUCACUGGAGUCAUACUUGGUGGCACAUGCUUUUUAUCCCAGUACUCCAGAGGCAGGUGGAUCUCUGUGAGUUCCUGAAUAGCCUGGUCUAUGCAGAGAACUCCAGAACUUCUUAGAGAGACCCUGCCUUUAAAAAAAAAAAAAAAGUCAUAGAAACUGUCCCUUUUAAUGGGAAUGGAAACCUUGGUGAGUCACAGGGUGAUGGCUAUACUCGUUUAUUUAAGAUUUAGUGCCUGUGUGAUUAAAGAACAACGUAUGCAAUGAACACUAUGAAAAAAAUUCCAUUACUGUUCUCAACAUCCAUUUUUUACUUAGCGAAACAAUCUAAUCUUUUCUCACAGGAAAGCCAGUGGCUGUUACAAGUAACAGAGGCACAGGAAGGGCCCCUUUACGUCCUGGGGCUAACCCACAGCUGGAGUGGCAGUAUUACCAGAAUAAACUCCUGAAAGGAAAAGCAGACUUGUGUCCUGGCCUCUGAUUUCUCCAACCGUUCCUCCACAUUCUCCAUGUGCCCGUCUAGUUUGUCAAGUUUUGAUCAGCAGUUCUCUACCUUGCCCUCCAGUGAGGACAGUGUAUCCCUGCAUUUCCCUGAAUCUCACAUGAAGCAACUCACUCCGCUGGUGGAGAGACCCACGCACUCUGCUGCACUGUGGAACAGCAGAUAUACCAGAUUCCUCAGUAUGGGAGAAUCAAGAUUCUGCACAAACAAAUGGAAUUGAUUCUGUUCUGUCAAAAGCUGAAAUUGCUUCUUGUAGUUAUGAAGCCAGGUCCCUCAAAGUUGUGGAACCCUGGCUCCUGCCCAGAGUGAUGUCCUACCAUACAAUGCUGUUGGCAUCUCAGCCACUGCGGAGCCAUUGAGGAGCAUUGGAAUUGGUCAAUUGGGAAUUGGGUGACAAGUUGGCAUUAAGAAUGGAAUGUUUUUUGGACAUGCUAAACAGCUGUGUCCUAAUCUGCAGGCUGUUCCGUAUGACUUCCAUGCAUGCAGGGAAGUUGCCCAAGCAUUGUAUGAAACACUGGCAAGCUACACACACAGCAUUGAAGCUGUCAGUUGUGAUGAAGCCCUGAUUGACGUCACUGACAUCCUUGCAGAGACUAAACUUUCUCCUGAGGAGUUUGCAGCUGCCCUGCGUAUGGAAAUCAAAGACAAGACUCAGUGUGCUGCCUCUGUUGGGAUUGGUUCUAAUAUUCUUCUUGCUAGAAUGGCAACUAAAAAAGCAAAGCCGGAUGGGCAGUACCACCUGCAGCCAGACGAAGUCGAUGACUUCAUCAGAGGGCAGCUGGUUACCAGCCUCCCGGGAGUUGGACAUUCAAUGGAAUCUAAGCUAGCAUCUUUGGGAAUUAAGACUUGUGGAGAUUUGCAGUGUUUGACCAUGGCAAAACUCCAGAAGGAAUUCGGCCCCAAGACAGGGCAGAUGUUGUAUAGGUUCUGCCGAGGUCUGGACGAUAGACCUGUUAGAACAGAGAAGGAACGGAAAUCUGUUUCAGCCGAGAUCAACUACGGAAUAAGGUUCACCCAGCCCAGAGAAGCCGAAGCCUUCCUUCUGAGUCUGUCAGGAGAGAUUCAAAGCCGACUUGAAGCUGCUGGCAUGAAGGGCAAACGCCUGACUCUGAAGAUCAUGGUACGGAAGCCCGGGGCCCCUAUAGAAACUGCAAAAUUUGGAGGCCAUGGAAUUUGUGAUAACAUCGCCAGGACGGUAACUCUGGACCAGGCAACAGAUAGUGCAAAAAUAAUUGGGAAAGCUACUCUAAACAUGUUUCAUACAAUGAAAUUAAAUAUUUCAGAUAUGAGAGGGGUUGGUAUUCAAGUGCAUCAGUUGGUUCCUGCUAAUUUACAUCCUUCCAUGUGUUCAAGUCGUCCAUCAGCUCAGUCAAGCCUCUUCUCUGGUCUGCCACAUUCUGUCCGUGAUCUCUUCCAACUUCAGAAAGCUAAGAAACCCACAGAAGAGGAGCACAAUGAAGGGCUGGCUGCUGUGGAUCUGGAAGUGUCCUCCAACUCUCGAGCUUGUGGUUUAUUGUCACCCCCAUCUGCACAUCUGGCUACUGUCAGUCCUGAUGCUAACAGAGGCGAGUGUUCCAGGAAAUGGAACGGCCUGCAUUCUCCUAUCAGUGGACAGUCAAGGCUGAACCUCAGUAUAGAGGUCCCAUCACCGUCCCAGAUUGACCAGUCUGUUUUAGAAGCGCUCCCACCUGAUAUCCGGGAACAAGUAGAACAAGUUUAUGCUGCUCAACAAGGAGAGCCGCGUGGCUCUAAGAAGAAAGAACCAGUAAAUGGCUGCAGUUCAGGGGUAUUGCCUCAUCCUGUUGGCACAGUUUUGUUACAAAUACCAGAGCCUCAAGAACCUAAUAACAGUGACACCAGAAUCAGCGUGAUUGCCCUUCCAGCAUUCUCACAAGUGGACCCUGAUGUCUUUGCUGCCCUUCCUGCUGAGCUUCAGAAGGAGCUGAAAGCAGCGUAUGAUCAAAGACAAAGGCAGGGCGAGGACACCACUCAGCAGCAGCCAGCUAGUACAAGUGUGCCAAAGAAUCCUUUACUUCAGCUAAAGCCACCAGCAAUGAGAGACAAGAGAAACAAGAGGAAGAACCCCAUUGGUUCCCCCAGGAAGAUUCAGAGUCUGCCAGGGGCCUCUGGGAGCCCUCAGAAGUUAAUGGAUGGUUUUCUACAACAUGAAGAGAGACCCCUGGAAGAGGUCUCUGCUUCCACCCCUGGUGCACAGAGCCUGUCUGGUCUGCAGUGCGGCAGCCAGAGCAGCUGUUUUAGACCGGCAGCACCCAACCUAGCUGGAGCUGUGGAAUUCAGUGAUGUGAAGACCUUGCUUAAAGAGUGGAUAACUACCAUCUCAGAUCCAAUGGAAGAAGACAUCCUGCAAGUUGUGAAAUACUGCACUGACCUUAUAGAGGAAAAAGAUUUGGAAAAAUUGGAUCUUGUUAUAAAAUACAUGAAAAGGUUGAUGCAGCAGUCAGUGGAGUCAGUAUGGAACAUGGCGUUCGACUUUAUUCUUGACAAUGUUCAGGUGGUCUUACAGCAGACGUAUGGAAGCACAUUGAAAGUCACCUGACUGUCCAGAGAGCCUGGUGCUCUCUGCCCAGCAGUGCUUGUGAGGUAUUUGCAAAGUGCAUGACAGUGAUGCUCUGAGUUUUCAUAAUUCUACAUUUCUUUUUAAGCAAGUGUUUUGUACAUUUCUUUUUCAAAAAAGUGCCAAAUUUGUCAGUAUUGCAUGUAAAUAAUUGUGUUAAUUCUUUUACUUGUAGCAUAGAUUCUAUUUACAAAACGUUUGUUUAUAAAGUUUUAUGGAUUUUUACAGUGAAGUGUUUACAGUUGUUUAAUAAAGAACUGUAUGUAUAUUUUG
Molecule: messenger RNA, 4919 nt
Organism: Rattus rattus (black rat)
Lineage: Eukaryota; Metazoa; Chordata; Mammalia; Rodentia; Muridae
Gene: Rev1
Product: REV1 DNA directed polymerase
Exons: 18
Coding region: 2487-4628 (713 amino acids)
Biological process (GO): error-free translesion synthesis; error-prone translesion synthesis
Cellular component (GO): nucleus
Molecular function (GO): damaged DNA binding; deoxycytidyl transferase activity; DNA-directed DNA polymerase activity
Source: RefSeq, a predicted model, not a curated record